AUGGGGAACGGGGAGCAGGAACAUAAGGGCGAUAAGACGUUUGAGGACGGGGGGUCACGUGGCGGGCCGGGUUCUGCCCCUGCCAUCUCCGCCCUGCUCGAGCUGCUGCCGGCUGCUCCUCCUUCGUGCGAGCUGCUCCCGGCGCUGCAGCUGAUCCUUCGCUCGCUGCCGCCCCUCUCGCGCGAGCAGCUUCCAGCGCUGUGCCCGAGAGCUGCAGCUGAAGAGAUGCCGAUCGUCGGCAUCUCCCUGCUCACAGCCUCCGUGGAGCCCGUCGUGCCCACACCUGCGCCGCCCGCCGUCGUCGACGCGGCCGCUCAGGACGACGCGGCGAUGGCCGAGACCACGGUGGCCCAGGCUGGCGCGGUGGUUGAGGCGCCGCCUGCCCCCGAGGUGGCCACGCCGGCACGGGCCCAGGAGCCCGUCGCGGACGCCGGCACCACCGAGGCCCUCCACUGCGCCGCCACGCUGGCGCAGGGGGGCGACCCCGACGAGGCGGUGGCGCUGCUCCGGAACGAGUGCGCGGGGGCGCCCGCGCAUCUAUUGGCGGAUGUCCACCACAAGGUGCUGGAGGCCUGCCUGCGCCAGGACAAGGUGGACACGGCGUGCGAGCUGGUGACGGAGCCUGAUAUUGUUUGGUCAGUUGCGAUGUGA
Molecule: messenger RNA, 651 nt
Organism: Prorocentrum cordatum
Lineage: Eukaryota; Dinophyceae; Prorocentrales; Prorocentraceae
Source: the annotation of a GenBank genome assembly